Messenger RNA from Telopea speciosissima, 1517 nucleotides. RefSeq names its product PHAF1 protein At3g51130. The record is from RefSeq and is a predicted model, not a curated record. The transcript has 15 exons. The coding region runs from base 95 to 1303 and encodes 402 amino acids. Lineage: Eukaryota; Viridiplantae; Streptophyta; Magnoliopsida; Proteales; Proteaceae.
AAUACAUCGACCACGUAUAUAAACAGCGUAAUUGAUUCUCCUGGCGAAAGAAACGGAGGAAAGAAGGCUAAGAAACAGCAGACGUGAAGAAGAGAUGUUACAAAGAGCCAGAAGAAGGUGCGAGGGCACGGCCAUGGGAGCCAUCACUCUUGAUCUCCGUCCUGGCCUUGGAAUCGGACCUUUCACCCUUGGGAUGCCAAUAUGUGAAGCAUUUGCUCAAAUAGAACAGCAGCCCAAUAUAUACGAUGUGGUCCAUGUAAAGUACCUCGACGAGGAACCAUUAAAGUUGGAUAUUGUUAUUAGUUUUCCAGAUCAUGGUUUCCAUAUUCGCUUUGAUCCUUGGUCCCAGAGGCUUCGCCUUAUUGAAGUUUUUGAUGUCAAAAGACUUCAAAUGCGUUAUGCUACUUCUCUCAUUGGGGGACCGUCCACUUUAGCAACUUUUGUAGCUGUUUAUGCACUUUUUGGUCCAACAUUCCCUGGAAUUUACGACAAAGACAGAGGGGUUUACACUCUUUUCUACCCGGGUUUAUCCUUUGCUUUCCCAAUUCCCACUCAGUAUACAGAUUGCUGCCAUGAUGGGGAAGCGGAGUUACCACUUGAAUUUCCAGAUGGGACCACCCCAGUUACAUGUCGUGUCUCGAUAUAUGAUAGUUCUACUGACAGCAAAGUUGGUGUAGGAUCUGUUAUGGGUAAGGCUUUAGCUCCUCCAUUGCCUGCUGGCAGUCUCUACAUGGAAGAGGUGCAUGCUAAGCUUGGGGAAGAGUUAUGGUUUACUGUGGGUGGUCAGCAUAUUCCUUUUGGUUCGUCGCCACAGGAUGUCUGGACUGAACUAGGUCGUCCUUGUGGAAUCCAUCAAAAGCAGGUUGACCAAAUGGUGAUUCACUCUGCGUCAGACCCUCGUCCCCGAACAACUCUCUGUGGGGAUUAUUUUUACAAUUAUUUCACUCGUGGUCUCGACAUAUUAUUUGAUGGGCAGACUCAUAAAAUCAAGAAGUUUGUUUUGCAUACUAAUUUUCCCGGACAUGCGGACUUCAAUUCAUACAUAAAAUGCAACUUCGUAAUCUACAGUUCUGAUGUUGAAGGACAUUUGGAGGAAGGAAAUGCUCCUAAGAACUGCAUUACCCCAAGCACAAAAUGGGAACAAGUAAAGGAGAUCCUUGGGGAAUGUGGGCGAGCUGCCAUACAAACACAAGGUUCUGCAAGCAAUCCUUUUGGAUCUACUUUCGUAUAUGGGUAUCAAAAUGUUGCUUUUGAGGUUAUGAAAAAUGGGUAUAUUGCCACUGUAACCCUCUUUCAGUCAUGAAGAAAUUUAAUUAGGGAAUGCUUGCAUUUUGUACAGUCAUUGGUGAUGAAGUAUUGUUGUACUAAUCGUCAUCAGUGCAACAAGCAUUGAUGUAAAUUGUACAGAUAUGUAACAAUAAAGUGUACAGUAAUGAUACUGUAAUCUUAUGGAUUUGAUUAAAUAUCAUUCCUAAUUAGAUUUGCAAUGGAAUAUUUUUUCUCCUGUGGGUCACUAA